Athalia rosae (coleseed sawfly) is the source of this 2757-nucleotide messenger RNA. RefSeq lists its product as uncharacterized. Bases 507 to 2234 code for a protein of 575 amino acids. The record is from RefSeq and is a predicted model, not a curated record. Lineage: Eukaryota; Metazoa; Arthropoda; Insecta; Hymenoptera; Athaliidae. The transcript is spliced from 2 exons.
CCCACAACUAUCUCGGACCUUGAACAGUUAAGGUCAUUACUCGGAGACCCAGUUUCGCUCGCUAGCUUUUGUUUAUAUAAUUAAAAAUCCUACGUGACAAUCGAAUCUUCAAUUUCGCGCGAUAGAAAGUCGCAUAUUCAUCUCGUUGCAUUCGAUUUUAUUUCCGCCUAACGAUAGUGCAAGACGCGAUUGUAGGAUUUUUAGUUGCUACGGUUAUACACGUUGCAUUAUUUUCAAAUACGUACCGACUGACAGACCGAUUGUGGGUGCUCGAAUUUUUUUUGUUCCCGUUCGAAGUGCAGAUCGUUGACAGUUUUGUGGAGAAUAAUUUGAUGCAUUUGUGCAGGGAAAAUUUAUUUUUAGUCAUAAUUAAUUUGUAGGAAUUUUUUCGAAUCUAUUCAAAAUACCAUCAUGAGACACCUCUUGGGAUAGUAAACUAGUUGCUGUUUUAGCAGUAUUUUUCCUAAGCCACGUGAUCGUGACAAGUGGAAAGAAAUAGUGUAAUCAUGUUGGCAUUAAAAAUAAUCCCGACGUUACUUUUCAUCGAAGUUAUCGUGACUGGAUCUCACGGUAACACGAGGUUUCUUACAAAAGUCAAUAAUAACGUGUCGACCCUUUUCAAAACAAAGAACGACAAUUUUCGAAUACCUCAGGAGCCGAUCGCUGUUACAAAAAACCCUUUGGAACUGACGAAAAACACAAGAUUCGAAAAUGACGCGGUUAACAUUGAAAAGAACUCGAAAUUCGAACGCAAAAAUAUUCAUGUAGAAACGUCGACGUUCAAUCCGGACGUCCUCAACAAAUUCCUCGAAGAGUACGCAGCGAAAAUGAAAAGCACCACUGAAAACAAUUACAAAUAUCCAUUCACGGUUCUCGAACAUCCCGUGGUACCAUUUCAACUUGAAGUUAAAAAACCUGCAACAGAAGAAUCUAAGGUCAAUAUGAAAAAAAAUGCGACGCUCGAAACGACCGUGUCGAACGGUGGAAAAACGGAGCAAAAUCGAGAGGGUGAAAAUGCCAACGAUACUUUGGAGAGGAACAAACAAUGGGGAAACAAUCCUUACGACGAUCGCAACGGCUGGGUUACUCUCGAAGCGAUUCCUUGGUCAAAGAGUAAAAUAUCUAAAUGGCAAGCAAAUAAGGACUCUCAAAAACCUUGGCCUGAAGAUCAACCGUGGGACAAACCUCAAGGUUUAGGUAAACCCAGCUGGCUAGAGAGGCCCGCGUACGAGGAAAACGUUCCGUGGUUCGAAAAACCCAAACCGUACCACAUGGAGAAUACCGGAAGCCAAAAACCGUGGUACGAUUCCGAAAGGCCGAAGCCCAGCAAACCGACGAGACCCUCGUAUUUCGAAGACAACGGAUUCGGAAGCAGGCCAAAUUACGCCCAAAAAUGGCCACCCGAAAAACCUUGGGAUAAAUACGGUGACUCGUUGAAAGAGUCGUCUGAUAUAAUCACGGACGAUAAGCCGGCAAAUUUUCCGGCGGGAAAUUGGGCAAAGCCCCAAAUUUCCAAACCAUCUCACAGUAUCGAUAGGUUUCCCGAUAUCAAUCCCGACAAUAUCAACAAUGACUGGAAAACACACGACUACAAUUUUCCUCUCAAGUACGAAGAGUUGAACAACAGACCUUCAAAUUUCCCGAAACCCUCCUCGACCUCGUUCAACAGACCGCAUUUUUCUCACUAUCAGUAUUCCACCGAUCAUCCACCGUCGCAUCCAGCCAACGGGGACGGGCAAUGGGUACUGCUGUCGACCAACAGAGGUUACUCCAAGUCCAGACAAAGAUCGAUCAAAAUCGCAUCAACGAACGGCGAAGGUCAGAGCGCGGAAACUCUGAAAAAUGAUCGAGAUCCAUCUGUCGCGGUGAUGACCUCCAAGCGCCAGGUCAGAUUGACAGUUUUGCCCUCGGUGAAUGGAACUAACACGACAACGUCACACGGCGGACUUUUAGAAGUGGAAAAAACUUUUAAAACGGUCGAUCAAAGCCAACGGGAAUAUGAAAGGGAAAAACUUGCCACUGUACCGUCCGUUGUCGCCAAACGACCCAUACGAAAUACCCCGUCUAAUCAACCUUCGAACUCUGCAGUUCUAGCGGCGGUUGGAGCUGGAAUGUUACCAGCAACCAUGGCCAUGGUGAUUCCCAUGAUGCUUGGUAGAAAAAAAAGAUCCGUAAAAACUAAUCACGUGGAAAUCACCUUCGAUGAUAGAUUAGCCGGACGGCUAAGCAACUAAAGAAAGUUCAAACGGUUACAAACGUAAAAAUUAAGUGCCCAACUGCAUCAAUUGCUCAGGUUCGAACCUUUUUUGAUGAAGUUGGUUUUUAUUUUGUAUCUACUAGUUUCGUUAGAAGAAGUAUGUAGUUGUAGAUUUUGUUGGUUCGUACUGUGUCAUUGUUGUUCCAUAUGUUUCAUUGUUAAAUUAUGAAUAGCAUUUCAGACUGUUGGUGAUGAUUAACUUAAUAUUUAAUUUAUUUUACAUAUGUAUAUGAUCGUUUUCUAUUGAAUGUCGUAAUCCGACUGAUAUACAUAUGUAUAUUAUACGUAGUUACCAAGUAUUAAAAAAGAUAUGUAGACCAAACACAAGUUUUAGUUUUACUAAAUCAAAAACAAAAAAAAAAAAACCGUAAUAAUUAGAUCGAUACGGCAUAAAGUUUUUUUGUUAUAUUUAUUUACAUAAAAUGUACCGUGAAAGUACGUAAUUGUUACAAUAACUACAAAAUAUUUGUACAUUUUAAAAUAAAUUAUUAAUAAUCGUA